Serendipita indica DSM 11827 is the source of this 1218-nucleotide messenger RNA. Lineage: Eukaryota; Fungi; Basidiomycota; Agaricomycetes; Sebacinales; Serendipitaceae. The record is from the annotation of a GenBank genome assembly.
AUGGGAGAGCAAGGAGGCAAGAAUCGUGAGAAUUUUGACGGCGUUGAUUACCUAUCUCGGCUUCCGACCGAACUAUGGCGCAAAAUCCUCCAAUCUACCUAUCCUUCUGUGCACGAGCCUGCGGCGAUGGAUCCAUAUGAAUUCUGUCGAGGGUGGAACCUUUCAUCCACGAAAGAGGAUCCUGUGAAUUACCAACCUUAUCGAGCGCAACUACGACUAGUUUGCAAACGCUUGGAGCCACUCGCCGUUGAGCUUCUCUUUACAGACGUUGCGUUGCAGAGAAACCAAACCCAUCUGGAAUCAUUUCUCUAUAUGGCUACCAUAGGCACUCAUCCCCCUGGUUAUUAUACUCGACGUUUGACUUUGAGCACUCCAAACGUCUCGUCCGACACAAUAGAUGAGUGCGUGAAACCUCUAGACAAGAUUGCUAUACUCCUUCCCAAUCUCGUUACCUUGGUUCUUAUUUCGGACAGUGAAGACGCUGAGGACCCUUCGUACGUCGGAUGGAUCCGCAAUCUCCGCCAUAUCUACUGGUUCGUCAACGAAUAUGCACCCAAGACUAUAACUCAGAUUCUUACCCAAAACUCCGAGCUCGAGACACUGAUUCUCGACUGUCAACCUUGGGAUACCGUUGAGACAUCGAGCUCUCCAAUCUAUCAUACACACUUGAAGCGCGCUAGCGUUGAGUCUAUCGCACCUGGCCAACUCUUUACAACCCUUCCACCGACACUCGAGUGGCUCUCUUUAUACCUCCCAUCUUGUUGGAAAUUCGAUCCCUUGCUUUUCAGCACAGCCAGGAUAACGCUCCUCGACAUAUAUUUACCCUCGGUGAUCGAUUCACUGACCCCGACUAUGGAUAUUAUCUUCGAAGUUCUCUACGCCUGCCCGCUGCUGCAAACGGUGUCAACAUACCCAAUUCCCUGUGGGGAUGGACCAGUCAAAUACUAUGGUCCCCACCCUUCACUUAAAAAUCUCGUUAUCACUUCGCUCGAGAUCUACCUCCUUGACCUCCUGAAGCAAUGGGGGUUUAAAGCCGGCGGAUGGGAGUAUCCUCGCUUUGAAAUGGUAUUGAUUCGCUGCUAUUAUAGUGGAUGUCAUACUAUAAACGAGCCCAACGUCAUAUAUACCAAUCUGCUCUCACGCCUCGACGAGGAGGGCCGUACGAAGAGCAGGUUCGUGGUCGAGCGUGCGACCGAAAAAACAAACGAGCAACUGUAA